CCAAAUUAUUCAGUGAACUGUAAUAAUCAAGAUUUGGUGAUACAUAGUCUGACACAUCGGUCGCUUGAUAAUAUUUCUCAAAAUGCUUUGAAAUCUCAUUUUGCCAAACUUCAAGAAAAUACUAAUCACCCACCAAUUUUAGGAAACUACUUUCAAGAUGGUGUGUGGGUUAUGGAUACUGGUAUAGGAACUCCUCAACAACAACGUCUCCUGAUUUAUGACACUGAAUCUGCUGAUUCUUUUGUAUUUUCAACUUUAUGCGAUGAAACAUGCGCCCUUACUUUAAUAUUUGAUGAGACGAAAAGUUCUACAUAUCUAACUUUGAAUAAUAACCCUUCUACCAUUGGACGGUUUAAUAUCAGCGAGUUUGGAGAGGACUAUGUUGGUAUUCCUGGUCUAUCACAACUGAAACAAAGAUUUGGUCUAGUGAGUUCUGUUGAACCAACAAAUGAUGCUACCCAAAAUAAAAUAGAUUUUCUCGUUUCGGGUACACUGGGACUUGCGUAUGAAACUAUUAGCAACUAUAAAAACAAAUAUUUUAAUUAUACUAAUAUCUGCACAAACUUACAUCGUCUUGGUGUAAUAAAACGAAAUAUUUUUAGUGUUCUAUUAGUUCCUCAGCGGAUGGUAACACUCUGCCAACAAAGUCCUGGUGUUUGCUCUGAAAGUGCACAAAAUGGUGGUGCUCUUGUUUUUGGAGGCUAUAACCCAGAAUUUCUUGGAAGUAUAGGUAGUCCAAGUUCUCAGAUAAUUUGGACACCAGUCAUUGAAAAAGGUUUCUGGAAAAUCACAAUUCCUGGAAUAAAGAUCGUCAAAGAUAAUAACUACGAUGACACUAUUGAUUUUGGAGAGAAUCAACCAACCGCCAUCAUUAGCACUACCAGAACUCAAUUGGUUUUUAGUGUAGAUAUUGCAAAUAAAAUUACAAAUGCUGUAGGUGGUUAUUUAGAUCCUAAUUAUGGAUAUGUAGGCCCAUGUAAUGUCAAUAUGAAUAUUGGAUUCACACUUGGAAGUACAAAGACACCAUUCUUUUCAGAUCCCGAUAGUUUUUACAAAAUACAAAUUGAUAAAACAAGUCAAUUGUGUUAUGUAGGAUUUACUGAUAUGAAUAUUACACAACUUUCUUAUUGGGUACUCGGAACACCUUUUUUGAAGAACGUCUAUGUUACCUUCGAUCGCAAUACAGACAUGGUCGGAUUUGCUAUCCCGAAUAUUUUUAAGAACUAG
Messenger RNA from Racocetra persica, 1227 nucleotides. The record is from the annotation of a GenBank genome assembly. Lineage: Eukaryota; Fungi; Glomeromycota; Glomeromycetes; Diversisporales; Gigasporaceae.